GAUCACACGGAACAAGAAGCUACCGGUGAGAGAGAAGCAGAGAGCACAGGAGAGGUAGGAGGAAGUGGUUGUGGCUCCUUGUGGUGGUUUUCAGUAUUCACGUCUCACACACAAUCCCUGCACAACUAUACACAACAACUCUCACAUCACUCUCACUUUCUCUUUAUCUUUCUCUCUGAUCCGCAAAUUUGGCUUAUCAUAGCGCCUCUCGUCCCCCAAACUCGUGCUUUCUUUUUUCUUUCCCUUUUCUCCCCUCACUUUCUUCUCAUCAAUACCGCUCCCGGUUUUCCGGCAUGUAUCUUCUCUGAUCGCCGAUCCUACUCCGGCCACACCACAUACUUCUAGUACCUAAAAUUCAGCUUCUUACUGAGCUACAUUGCGAAACCGGUGGUGUUUCCCUGCUUUGUUCAUCGCCUUGACUCUUUGCUUUUCCUUCUUCUGUGACCCAGAAAUUUGCCCGUAAAUCUGUACUAUAAUCUGCUUCUGAUUACUCCGUGUUACUCUAUUUCUUUUGGCCUUUUUCGUUUCUGUGGUUUCUCUGAGAGAGAGAUGACGUCGGGGACGAGGCUACCGACAUGGAAGGAGAGGGAGAACAACAAGAGGAGAGAGAGGAGGCGGCGAGCCAUAGCGGCAAAGAUCUUCUCUGGUCUCAGAAUGUACGGUAACUACAAGCUCCCUAAGCACUGCGACAACAAUGAAGUCCUAAAGGCUCUCUGCAACGAAGCUGGUUGGACCGUCGAACCCGACGGCACCACUUAUCGCAAGGGAUGCAAGCCUCUAGAGCGAAUGGACAUAGUUGGUGGGUCUGCAGCGGGAAGCCCCUGCUCAUCUUAUCAUCCAAGUCCCUGUGCUUCCUACAACCCAAGCCCAGGAUCAUCUUCUUUCCCGAGCCCAUCCUCAUCCCCCUAUGCACCAAAUCCUAAUGCUGAUGGCAAUACCCUCAUUCCAUGGCUGAAAAACUUAUCUACUACAUCAUCUUCAGCAUCUUCCCCCAAGCUUCCCCAUCACUAUCUUCACAGUGGCUCCAUUAGUGCUCCUGUCACACCUCCGCUGAGCUCUCCUACUGCAAGAACACCUCGAAUCAGCACUGACUGGGAUGAUCAAUGUACACGGGCAGGACAACACUAUUUAUUCAUGCCCUCUUCCACUCCUCCAAGCCCUCGGCGCCAGAUAGUUGACCCUGAAUGGUUUGCAGGGAUUAAGCUUCCAACUUCCCCAACAUUUAGCCUGAUCUCCAAGAACCCAUUUGGCUUCAAGGAAGAUGCUAUGGCUGCAGGCAGAGGAUCUCACAUGUGGACUCCUGGGCAUAGUGGGACGUGUUCUCCAGCUAUAGCAGCUGGCUCUGAUCAUACUGCAGAUAUUCCCAUGUCUGAAGCUAUUGCUGAUGAAUUUGCAUUUGGAAGCAACACAUCUGGGCUAGUGAAGCCAUGGGAAGGAGAAAGGAUCCAUGAAGAGUUUGGAUCAGAUGAUCUUGAGCUUACACUUGGUAGCUCAAGGACCAGGUAAAAUAAUUUAUACUCAAAGAAGUCAGUGGUUGAAUGUGAACUUGGAGUCCUUGUUUUAUUUGUAGAAAUAUUUGAAGACCAUAAUCAAGGUGGAUGCAGACAGCUUCUCUCUUUCAUUGUAUGCAUUUUUUUUUUUAAUCCUUUCACUUUGAUAGUUAUUCAGUUUGCAUACAGGUUUAGUGAGUUUUGGAGUGGAUUUGCUACCCUCUGAUUUCAUCAUUGUCUUGUUAAACCUUGAUAGUACUUGAAUUCGGGAACCAUUGAUAUUCAUUGCAUGGGUUCUUGGCUUCGGUUGGCUUGCCACAGAAGAAACUGGAUAACUCAGGAAGUGUAACCAUGACUAAGUGGCCAAAGCCAUUAUGGAAAUUUGAUAGGAUGGUCUUUUUGAGCUGUACUGAAUUAUUUUAGGAAUUUGAUCCAGCAAAUUUGUAGGUGUUUUGAUGGUUGAUUGACUAUAUGACAACAGCAUAGUUUGAAAAGCCAUAGACCAUCCAUUGUGAUAUUGCAACAAAUACUACCAUUCCAGUGAGUUUUUAGCUUCCGGCAAGAAUAGUGUCAGAAACUGUAAAAUUUGUUAGUGGUUGUUUCUAAUUAGAGAUAUUUCUAAAUUAUAACCGUAUAAUUGUUAUAUAUAAUGUCUUUCCAGCGUUUUUGAAUUGUA
Prosopis cineraria is the source of this 2166-nucleotide messenger RNA. Its product is annotated as BES1/BZR1 homolog protein 4-like. The transcript is spliced from 3 exons. The record is from RefSeq and is a predicted model, not a curated record. Gene Ontology annotation, molecular function: DNA-binding transcription factor activity. The coding region runs from base 550 to 1506 and encodes 318 amino acids. Gene Ontology annotation, biological process: DNA-templated transcription; brassinosteroid mediated signaling pathway. Lineage: Eukaryota; Viridiplantae; Streptophyta; Magnoliopsida; Fabales; Fabaceae.